Messenger RNA from Rhizopus microsporus ATCC 52813, 1192 nucleotides. RefSeq names its product guanine nucleotide-binding protein, beta subunit. NCBI's taxonomy places the organism in Eukaryota, Fungi, Mucoromycota, Mucoromycetes, Mucorales, Rhizopodaceae. Gene Ontology annotation, biological process: G protein-coupled receptor signaling pathway. The record is from RefSeq and is a predicted model, not a curated record. The transcript has 4 exons. Gene Ontology annotation, molecular function: protein binding; signaling receptor complex adaptor activity. Bases 107 to 1150 code for a protein of 347 amino acids. Gene Ontology annotation, cellular component: heterotrimeric G-protein complex; cytoplasm.
AAACUAACAAACCAAACUAAACUGUUGAAAAAUAUGAAAUUCAUUUUUCUCCGCUCUUCUUUUUCAUUGUUAACCUCUUUAUACUUUUACAACUUUACCUAAUUCAAUGAACUCCAUUACGGACAAUGAGAUUGCAGAAAGGAUAAUAACUGCCAGAAAAGACGCAGAAUCGCUCAAAGAACGAAUUCGACAAAAGAGAGACCACCUGUCUGAUACGACAUUGAUCCAGGUUGCACAAAAAGUACAAAGUUUGCCACCCUUGGCAAUGAAGGCACGGCGGAUAUUAAAGGGCCAUUUGGCCAAAGUCUAUGCCUUACAAUGGGGAUCAAACAAACAGAACGUUGUAUCUGCUUCACAGGACGGCAAACUACUGAUAUGGAAUGCAUACUCUACGCACAAACUCUGCUCCGUUCCUCUAAAGUCCUCAUGGGUCAUGACAUGUGCUUACUCGCCCAGUGGGAAUUUUGUUGCUUCGGGAGGAUUGGACAAUACGUGUUCCAUUCACAAUCUGGAAUCACCAACAAAACCUAUCAGAGAGUUGUCAGGACAUACGGGAUACUUAAGCUGUUGUCGAUUUUUGAGCGAUCAUCAAAUAUUGACAUCAAGCGGUGAUACCAGCUGUAUAUUAUGGGAUAUUGAUCUUGGCAGCAAGCUACACGAAUUCAAUGAUCACACAGGUGAUGUCAUGAGCCUCGCCAUAUCACCCGACAAUCCAACCAUUUUUGUUUCAGGCGCCUGUGAUGCUACUGCGAAAAUAUGGGAUCUACGAACCCAAAAAUGCGUUCAAUCCUUUAGCGGGCAUGAGUCUGAUAUCAAUGCGGUCCGAUUCUUUCCUAGUGGUAGUGCUAUAGGCACAGGAUCUGACGAUGCUAGCUGUCGUCUAUUUGAUCUUCGAGCGGAUAGAGAACUAAAUAUAUUUACGCAUGAGCAAGUGUUUAGCGGAGUGACAUCUGUCGCUUUCUCCAUUUCAGGUAGAGUGCUCUUUGGGGGCUAUGAUGAUUACCAUUGUUAUGCAUGGGAUAUUCUAAAAGGUGAACGUGUGAGUGCACUUGAUGCACACAAUAAUCGGGUGUCUUGCUUAGAUAUUGCGCCCGAUGGUAUGUCUCUCUGCACAGGCAGCUGGGAUAAUUUAUUAAAAGUAUGGGCUUAGUUAUUUAUUUGAAUAUAACGAGACAUGAAGGAAUGCACUGCC